AUGAUGCUACGGAGCAGAAAUAAUAACAGCGCAAACAUCAUCAAUAAUCAGAAACCAGGAGAGGUAAAACGUGGCAGAAAACAGACGAUUCAAGCUGAUGACAACAAAUUUGAGCCGAAACCAAAGCGGCCUGUAUUUGCCGACCUCAGCCGGAAGCUGUUCCAUGUUGGCGACUAUCUUCCUCAGCAUCCACAGCUGAGUAAGCAAACUCGUGCAGUUGUUGCUGAUUGGAUGGUAGAGAUACAAGAGACUUUCGAACUCAAUCAUGAAACACUUUACAUGGCGGUAAAAAUACUUGACCUAUAUCUUUCGAAAACUCAAGGAGUGCAGAAGGAUGAUUUGCAAGUUUUGGCCAGCGCGGCUUUCUUCAUCGCGAGUAAAUUUGAGGAGCGCAGUCCUCCUCUCAUUGAUGACUUUAUGUACGUCUGUGAUGAACAGUUCGAUCGUCCGCAGAUGAUUCAGGCGGAAAUGAAAGUACUCGACACAGUUAACUAUGACAUAGGAUUUCCUCUCAGCUACCGAUAUGUCAGACGAUAUGCCAGAGUGACCAAGACCGAUAUGCCGAAGCUAACGUUAGCGCGUUACGUUCUCGAGACUUCUCUGAUGUUCUACGAAUUCAUUGGUGUAUCGGAGUCAUUAAUGGCGGCUGCUGCUAUACUUCUGGCUUUCAAGAUGCACGACAAGGAAGCGACAUGGUCUCCCAUUCUACAAAAGUACUCAGGCUAUAAGCAAGAGGAUGUUGAACCUCUUAUGUGGGAGUUGAAUCACAUGCUCCACAAGCGUCGCAUCAUGUACGAGCGUUUGGAAACUGUGUUCUCAAAGUACAGCCAUGAAGUGUUCUUCUGUGUCGCGUCUAUUCCUCUACUACCAAGCAUAUUCCCUAUGGACAGAGCAGUACAAGCUCCCGAUGUUGGCUCGUCUUCCCUCUAG
This is a messenger RNA of Haemonchus placei, 930 nucleotides long. NCBI's taxonomy places the organism in Eukaryota, Metazoa, Nematoda, Chromadorea, Rhabditida, Trichostrongylidae. The record is from the annotation of a GenBank genome assembly.